AUGUGUGGCAGCCUGGAGCUCUCAUGGAACCUGCCUCCUGAUUCCCUGCCUAGCUGCAAGAUCAUUGUGACCCUGGGCAACAGCGGGAUAUCCGAGAUGAACCUCAAGGGACUUUUACAAAUUCUGAAUUCUAUUUGUAUUGCUUUUUAGGAUUUCAUCAAAGGUCUUUCCAUUUUGCUUCGAGGGACAGUACAAGAAAAACUCAACUGGGCAUUUAAUUUGUAUGACAUAAACAAAGAUGGCUACAUCACUAAAGAAGAAAUGCUGGACAUAAUGAAGGCAAUAUAUGACAUGAUGGGGAAAUGCACAUAUCCUGUCCUCAAGGAAGAUGCUCCCCGACAGCAUGUGGAGACAUUUUUCCAGAAGAUGGACAAAAAUAAAGAUGGGGUUGUUACCAUUGAUGAAUUCAUUGAAAGUUGCCAAAAAGACGAAAACAUAAUGCGCUCCAUGCAACUCUUUGAAAAUGUGAUCUAGUGUGUCAGCACAUCCUCUGCUGAAGAAGCAAACCUGAAAUACCCUACACACUUACAAGUUGGAGCCACCACUUCUAGCAUAGAUUGCUCAGCUUUACACUGAGGCAUAUUAUGCAAACUGCUUUGUUUUAAUAUAAAACACCCCCCCCCAAAGAUUUAAGUUUUCCAGUUACAAAUCUGCAUCUUCCCCACAACAUCACUGGGAUCAUGAAAUGUGUAGCUUGUUUCAUACUCUGAGAAAAGGCACAGAAUCUGGAAUAGUUUUGAUCCUUAGCCACGGAUUAUUGAGGCUUUCACAGAUCAGUGAUUUUAAAACCCAAGUGGGUUUUCCUACUCAUUUGUAUGUAUUCAGUCCUGGAUUUUAAAUGGUUUUCUAAAAUAUUUGCAUCUGUAUAUAAUUUCCAGAAAGUCAACAAACUUUCAUUUAAUUCGAAUCAUCUAACAUUGAAAAAUAAACAAAGAUUAUUGCAAUGAAAAUAAAGACCCAAAACACAGUCCCAAUUUCUAUGGCUUCUCCACCUGCUGUUAA
Messenger RNA from Cricetulus griseus (Chinese hamster), 1002 nucleotides. The record is from RefSeq and is a predicted model, not a curated record. NCBI's taxonomy places the organism in Eukaryota, Metazoa, Chordata, Mammalia, Rodentia, Cricetidae.